Messenger RNA from Gopherus flavomarginatus (Mexican gopher tortoise), 1427 nucleotides. It is a transcript of the gene TMEM235, whose product is annotated as transmembrane protein 235. Gene Ontology annotation, cellular component: apical plasma membrane. Lineage: Eukaryota; Metazoa; Chordata; Testudines; Testudinidae. The record is from RefSeq and is a predicted model, not a curated record.
AUGUUUGAUGUUUUUCCUAAGCCCCAGCUCCUGGAGUCCUGGGAUUGGGCCUGGCCUGGCCUCUCCCCUGCUCAUGCCCAGCUCCCGGCCUGGGGAGAGCAGCCGGUGGCGCUGCGCCCAGGCCCAACGCGCAGCAAUGGGCACACGCUGGAGGAGAGCCUGCAGUCCAGGCGCUCUAUGCCGUACGGCAGGGGGAGCCUGGCUGGCACCCGAGGGCUCCCGUGUCCACAGCAUGUGCGCCUUGCGCAGGGUCCCGUGAACCGGGGCCAAGGGGUCGCAGCCUGGGGAGCCGAGGCGAGGCGGUCACAGCCUCAGAGCGGGCAUCGGCUUCGGGGGUGCGAAGUGCUUGGCUCAGGCUGCCCAAGGUCAGCGUCCCCCGCUCUGCACGGCCCUGCCCUGCCCCAGUGCGAGCCCACACCCGGGGAGGGCGGGCACAGCGCCCCUGCUGGGGGCACCGCGGUGCCGGGCUCCCGGACGCCGGAGGGGGGCGCAUGGACCCCUGCUCCCCAAAGCACCUGGGCUGUGCGGCCAGUCGUGGUACCCGCGGGCGCCCUGUGCCUGGACGCUGUGCUCAGCAGCAUCCUCAGCUUCGGGCUCCUGGCCGUGGCCAUCGGGUCGGACUAUUGGUACCUGGUGCGGGUGGAACCGGCGAGGGACCCGGAGUCGCCCAACUCCCACUCCGGGCUCUGGCGGGUUUGUGAAGGCAGGAACAUCUGUGUCCCAUUGAUUGACCCAUUUGGGAGUGAAACCCAAGAGGUGCCCACGUCACUGCAGCAUCUUAUCUGCAUGCACCGGGCCUUGGUGGUCAUGCUGCCGCUCAGCCUCAUUCUCCUUGUCUUCGGCUGGAUCUGUGGCGUCGUCAGCUCCUUGGCACAAAGCUGCUAGCUGCUGCUUUUCACAGGCUGCUAUUUCCUGCUGGGAGGCCUGCUGACUCUGACCGGGAUCAGCAUUUACAUCAGCUACUCGGAGGUGGCCUUCGCCGAGACCGUCCGCAUGUACAACCAACAGCACUUUGACCAUGUCCACAUCAGCUUUGGCUGGUCCAUGGCACUGGCCUGGCUCUCCUUCAGCUCAGAGGUGCUGGCUGGCUCCCUCCUCCUCCUCGCUGCCCAGCUCCUCAGCCUGCAGCAAGCCACACGCUCUGUGGCCAUCUGAGCCACAGGGAGAUGGGCAGAGACACCCCAGCGCUCCACCACCUGCGGCCUCUUUGGGACUGACCUUUCUGCCACCCUGUGCCCCACGCACCCAGCUACACGCCCCCUGCAUUGCAGCCCCUGCUGCUGGGAGGGAAGCAGGUAGGAGGCAGAGGCUAAAGCCCCACAGCAUCAGGUCCAGACUGACCCUCCACUCCCUGGUGCUGCUGGCUGCAGCUUGGAUUCCCUGAGUUCCUGGGGUUGGGCCUGGCGGCCAGCUCCCCUCAAUCCAAU